Cyphellophora attinorum is the source of this 969-nucleotide messenger RNA. RefSeq lists its product as uncharacterized. Gene Ontology annotation, molecular function: pyridoxal phosphate binding. NCBI's taxonomy places the organism in Eukaryota, Fungi, Ascomycota, Eurotiomycetes, Chaetothyriales, Cyphellophoraceae. Bases 1 to 969 code for a protein of 322 amino acids. The transcript has a single exon. Gene Ontology annotation, cellular component: intracellular anatomical structure. The record is from RefSeq and is a predicted model, not a curated record.
AUGACCUCCUCCAACGACCCGUCCACCGCUGAGAACAACAGCAACUCCUCCGAAUCCGACAUGCCGCCCCUCCGCGUUGACCCUUCCCGCCUCAGCACCCUGAAAGCUAACAUUGCCUCCAUACACAGCCGCAUACAGGCAGCCACAUCCUCUUCCCAACACCCGCCGCGCCUCGUUGCAGUUUCCAAACUAAAACCCGCGACCGACAUCCUCGCCCUCGCUUCCAGCUCAAGCACUUCCACUGAAAACGACUCCUUGCAGCCUCCACCGCAACGCCACUUCGGCGAGAACUACGUACAAGAACUCCUCGAAAAGUCCAAGAUCCUGUGGGACGCCGAGCACGAAGGCACGAAAGUGGGAAGGCGCAUACGGUGGCAUUUCAUUGGUGGCCUACAGAGCAAUAAGGCGACGCAGCUGGCCAGGGACGCGAAGGGGUUGUGGUGCGUUGAGAGUGUGGAUUCGGAGAAGAAGGCUAGAGGGCUGAGCAAGGGUUGGGAGGGGAGGGAGUGGUUGAGGGAGGAGGGCCAAGAUGUGUCGGCGGCGAAUGGAGCGCAUGACGGAGAGGGUGACGAUGGAAGAUUGAGGAUUUUCAUUCAGGUCAACACAAGCGGGGAGGAGAACAAGUCUGGUGUCGAGCCCGACAGCGAUGAGUUGCUGACGUUGGCCAAGUGUAUACGGGACGACUGCUCACAAACGCUGAAGCUACAAGGUCUGAUGACCAUCGGCGCGAUAGCCAGAUCACAAGCCGCGAAAGAGGGAGAGGAGAACGAGGACUUCGUUAAGCUAAAGGAGGUGAGGACGUGGCUGGCGAAAGAGUUGGGGCUGGAUGGUGGCGAAGAGGAACUGGAGUUGAGCAUGGGCAUGAGUGACGACUUUGAGAGCGCGAUACGGCUGGGCAGUAGUGAGGUGAGGAUUGGAAGUACGAUCUUUGGGGAGAGGCCGCCGAGGAGUGAGGCGAAGGUUGUUUGA